This is a messenger RNA of Engraulis encrasicolus (European anchovy), 7448 nucleotides long. It is a transcript of the gene akt3b, whose product is annotated as v-akt murine thymoma viral oncogene homolog 3b. Gene Ontology annotation, molecular function: protein serine/threonine kinase activity; ATP binding. The transcript has 14 exons. Lineage: Eukaryota; Metazoa; Chordata; Actinopteri; Clupeiformes; Engraulidae. The record is from RefSeq and is a predicted model, not a curated record. Gene Ontology annotation, cellular component: cytoplasm; nucleus. Bases 1570 to 3009 code for a protein of 479 amino acids. Gene Ontology annotation, biological process: protein phosphorylation.
CCCAAAUUUAGACUGGCAUAAUCAACAACUGAUAAAGGCUACGUUGUAUUACCAAUUUUCGUCAUUAGCAUUGUGUAAGAGGUAGGAUUAUAGAAGCUUUCCCCCCUUCUCUGAAACAAAAGCCGUAGGCUACACCCCCACUUCCAAAUUAGUUUCACAAUGGGAGCUUAGCCUACCAACCACUCAGACAAAAAAGUCGUGACUCCCCUAGUUGUGGGAGUCUGCACAAAUACAUUAAAAAAACUGUUUAUGACCCACAGCCGAUUUGUUUCCAUGUUGUUAUUAUUAUUUUCUUCGGUCAGACACAAAACGCAUUGUGGCUGUCUGAAGGGCUCCGACAAGGCGCUGGGGCAGCCGGUGAACACAAAAGCCCGGCUACUGACACAAAGCCAGGAAGGAGAGGGAAGUGGUCCGAAAAUCUGCCUGACGUGACGUCACGACGUUUCCUCAAUGCCAGCGGUAACGGCUGUGGUAGCAGCAGGCAGGCCAGCAGUGACGGAGGCAAGCCGAGCCGCCGUCUCCCUCUUCUACCCAUCUUCCUCGUCGUCGUGAGAUAUAUUUACCCAGGGUCAAAGUCGAUUUUCGCCGGACGGGCACUGCCAGCAACGCGUAGCAGCAAUGGCAACAUCGCUGUCCUUCUCAUCGUUCUGCCCGUGACGGCGGGGGCUUUCCCCAGAAUUUCUCCUGCUACCUCCCAUCCUAGCUGGUGGCGGUGGUGGGAGAGAGGGGGCAGGCGAUCACAAGGAUUCCGAAGGGAGACACCCAGCGAAUCCCCCCUAGCCCGUUUUCCCCGACAGGCUGAGUCACCUCUGUAGUGUGACUGUGGGGGAGAGAGAGAAAGCGUGAGAGAGAGGGAGAGAGAGAGAAGGAAGGAAGGAGGGAGGGGAACGGAACGAAGGAAGGUUCAGUGCUAAGUGAAAGCAGCAAGUGUACAGGGAGCGGGAAGAAGUGAAAGACUGGCACAGAAAGAAGGAGAGAAAGAGAAAGAGAGGGAGAGAGAGAGAAAGACCGAAAGACCAGCCACAACUGCUGCAGGUAGCAAGUGGAGCAGCUAAAUUAAACAGGCCAGUAUACAUACACAGACACACAGACAGACAGAUAGUGUAUCACAGACAGGCACACAGACCGCCAGGCGCUCACACACACGCACUAGGCAGGUAAAUAGGUAGGCUACUACACAAGAGUUAGAACGCUUGCUAGUGCGCGUGUUUUUUGUGCAAAGAAAAUCAACAAAGGAGAGAAGGAGGGAGAAGAAAGAAGGAGAAUAGAGAGAUACAGAGAAGGUGAAAGACGGGCGAGUAAGAGGUAGGAAGUUGGUGUGUGUGUCUGUGUGUGUGUGUAAUUAGGAGGAAUAGAAAGACAGGAUAAAAGGAUAGAGAGAGGGGGGGAAUUGGGUAGGAGACAGACGAGUGUGUUUGUGUGUGUGUGUGUGUGUGAAAGAGAGAACCGAGGAAAAGAAGGAAGAGGAAAGGAGAGAGGAGGCUGGUAGCCGGCGGGGGGGAUCAGCGGGGUUCAGAGGCCUGCGGCCAGCCCAGCCCAGCCCAGCGCGGCCCAGUGCGGCCAGCCGCCAUGGACCCCAACGUUGUGGUGAAGGAGGGAUGGGUGCAGAAGAGAGGAGAAUACAUUAAGAACUGGCGACCGCGCUACUUCCUGCUCAAGACGGACGGCUCCUUCAUUGGCUACAAGGAGAAGCCGCAGGACAUGGACCUGGCCUACCCGCUCAACAACUUCUCUGUGGCCAAGUGUCAGCUGAUGAAGACGGAGCGGCCGAAGCCCAACACCUUCAUCAUCCGCUGCCUGCAGUGGACCACCGUCAUCGAGAGGACCUUCCACGUAGACACGCCCGACGAGAGGGACGAGUGGGCGGAGGCGAUCCAGAUGGUGGCGGACAAGCUGGCGAAGCAGGAGGAGGAGGGCAUCCUGUGCAGCCCCACCCUGCAGAUGGAGAACGCCAACGAGGAGGAGAUGGACACCUCCAUCAGCCACCACAAACGGAAGACAAUGAACGACUUUGACUAUCUAAAGUUGCUGGGCAAAGGCACGUUUGGGAAGGUGAUUCUGGUCCGGGAGAAGGCCAGCGGAACCUAUUAUGCAAUGAAGAUACUGAAGAAGGAGGUCAUUAUAGCCAAGGAUGAGGUUGCCCACACACUUACAGAAAGCAGAGUAUUGAAAAACACCAGGCAUCCAUUUUUAACUUCCCUCAAGUGGUCUUUCCAGACCAAGGAUCGUCUCUGUUUUGUGAUGGAGUAUGUUAACGGCGGUGAGCUGUUUUUUCAUUUGUCGAGAGAACGGGUGUUCUCGGAGGACCGCACGCGCUUCUAUGGGGCGGAAAUCGUCUCCGCUCUGGACUACUUGCACUCCGCCAAGAUUGUUUACCGCGAUCUCAAGCUGGAAAACCUGAUGCUGGACAAAGACGGGCACAUCAAGAUCACAGACUUCGGCCUCUGCAAGGAGGGCAUCACUGACACCGCCACCAUGAAGACCUUCUGUGGAACACCAGAGUACCUGGCACCAGAGGUCCUGGAGGAUAAUGACUAUGGUCGCGCGGUGGACUGGUGGGGCCUGGGCGUGGUGAUGUACGAGAUGAUGUGCGGCCGGCUGCCCUUCUACAACCAGGACCACGAGAAGCUGUUUGAGCUGAUCCUCAUGGAGGAGAUCAAGUUCCCCAGGACCCUGUCCUCCGACGCCAAGUCGCUCCUGGGAGGACUGCUCAUCAAAGACCCCAACAAGAGGCUCGGCGGUGGCCCUGACGACGCCAAGGAGAUCAUGAGGCAUAGCUUCUUCAAUAACCUGGACUGGCAAGAGGUCUACGACAAAAAGUUGUCUCCGCCCUUCAUGCCUCAGGUGAGCUCGGAGACGGACACGCGCUAUUUCGACGAAGAGUUCACAGCACAGACCAUAACCAUCACCCCGCCGGAGAAGUUCGAUGAAGACGGCAUGGAUUCGGCUGACAAUGAGCGAAGACCACAUUUCCCACAGUUCUCCUACUCGGCCAGUGGGCGCGAGUGACGCCCCGCCCUCCUCUCUCCAGUCAGGCCCCACCCCCACCACUCCCACCUCUCCUCUCUCCUCCCUCCCUCCCUCCCUCCUCCUCCUCUACUAUUACUACUACUUAACUACUAUUACUAUGACUACAACACAGGAAACCACGUAGCCAUGCUAGGAAAAAGCUCUCUCCUCUUUUUCUCCCCUCAUUCCCCCCUUCCUUCCCUCCUUCCAUCCUUCCUUCCUUCGUUCGUUCUCUCUGCUUGCUUAUCAACCAGGGAUAUCUUUUCUUUUAUGUUUGUUUGUUUUGUUUGUUGGUGUCGAUUAUUUUUUUUCUUAUUUUUGUUGUCUUUUUUUUGUUUUGUUUCAUGUGUGUAUGUGUGUUUUAUUUCAUUUCUUUGUUUUUGUCGAUUUCUGUUACUGUUGGAUCAAAGUAGUGGGACAUAAAAAGGGGGUAUUUGCACAGUGGGCAGGGCUGAGACGAGGGAGGACGUCCACCCACAAAUAAAAAAAAAAAUAAAAGAAAAAGGAAAAAAAUAUGACAGACAUAGGAAUUUUCUUGUGAUAUUUUGUUUUUUUCUGAUUUUCUUUUUUUUUCCAGUAUUUGUUUACAACAAGUUUUUUUGUUGUUAUUUAAGAAAAAAAAAUAUCUAUCAGUAUUGAAAUUGAUGAUGAGGAUGAUGAGCUAAUUUUUGUUAAUUUUCUUUUUAGUUUGUUUUUCCCUCGUUUUUAAAAGAGCCGUACUGGGGAACAAGACCAAAUAUGUUGCCUUAUGUGUGCAGAGCUGACGGACAGAUGGAUGAACAGACUGGUAGACAGACAGACAGGUAGACAGACUGGUGUGGGCUAGAUGCGAGGCGGCGCCCAUAUGAUACGAUAUGGGUUUGCUUUGUUGUCCAGCUUUAGUUUGCAAAUGGAUUUAGUCACUGUAAUUACGUAGUUUUUCUGUUUUGUUUGAAUUUUGUUUUUAUUUGUUUUGUCUGUUCCCUUCCCGUAGUAGUUUUUUCAAAGCAGGGUGUGGUGAUUGGUUCCAGAUUAUGGGACUCAGGCACUCGUACAAGCUUCCCCUGGUCGUCAUAGGAACAAUGUCUAUUCUCCAUGAAACAAAUAGGGGGCAAAAAAAAACACACAAGCGCGCACACACACACAUACAAAUGAGCCGGGCUCUAAAUUAACUUCUUUUCAUCACCAACCAAAAUGGCUAGUGGACGUAAAUAUUACUAGCCAAAUACACACUCACUAAUGGGUCAAAGUGGCUAGUAAGGUGAUCUAUUCUACCAGCCAAAUUGAAAUUUCACGAGCAUUUGGCUGGUUGGUUGGUGUUAAUUUAAAGCCCUGCAAAUGAGACAGAGGAAGAGCUAGUUUAACAAGAUACUGUCCUCUCAUUCCCAUACUCCCAUACAUGUUUUCGUGUUUAGUUCUGUGGAGGAUUACCGUAUAUACAGUAGUAGUAGAGCCUACAGCCAGAGAUUUUUUAUGAUACAGGAAUACACGCACACACAAACUAAUACACACACACACACACACACACACACACACACACACACACACACACACACAGUCAGACACGCAUGCAAUCACACGCACAAAUACAUGCAAAUAACAGGAGCACACACGCAAACACACUCGCGCACACACACACACACACACACACACACACACACACACACACACACACACACACACACACACACACACACACACACACACACACACACACACACACACACACACAAACCAGAACAGAACCGGACUGCCAGACACUGUAUCACGCACUCUCAGGCCAACCACACCUCAAACACUGCUAACGGACAGAGCGAUCUCACUGCUCUACUACAGGUAAAAGGUCUCUCUCUCUCGCUCUCUCUCUCUCUCUCUCUCUCUCUCUCUCUCUCUCUCUCUCUCUCUCUCUCUCUCUCUCUCUCUCUCUCUCGCUCUCUCUCUCUUUCGCAAGCUCUCUCUUCUCUCUCUCUCGUGCUCUCUCUCUCUCUCUUUCGCACGCUCUCUCCCUUUCUCUCUCUCUUGCACGCUCUCUCUCUCUCUCUCGCACGCUCUCUCCUUUUCUCUCUCUCUCGCACGCUCUCUCCCUCUCUCUCUCUCUCUCUCUCUCUCUCUCUCUCUCUCUCUCUCUCCGCAACAGGGAGACCAACUCAGUGUCACUACUGCUACAUAUUUGCUUACACUAAUAGAUACAGAAUAGAUAGUCUAGCCUUUGAAAUAUGGACAUGCUACAAGACGGGAGAGAAAUUAUCAAAAAAAGUCUAUUAUAGGGGGAAGGGGGUGUCUUGCUACAUCUUUCUGUUUGUUUGUUUGGUUUGCAAGGGGGGUGCAUGGGAUAUACCAUUGUUUUUUUGUUUGUUUUUUUCUGUGUAGUGUUGCUUUCUGUUACUGACUGCAAAAUACACACCCGAGAUACUGUAACAGGGUGCAGCAGAGUGGUUGGGUCGUUUGGGUUAAGGUGGUUGGGUCGUUUGGGUUAAGGUGGUUUGGUCGUUUGGGUUAAGGUGGUUGGGUCGUUUGGGUUAAGGUGGUUAAGGUGGGUUAUAGUUAUUAUGGCACAGGUAGACACGCGUUGUAGGUAGUCAUCAGUGAUGGUCAACCUAGACUCAUUAGUUUACAAUACAGUGUCGCAUAUUCCCCAAUGGCCUGGUUUUUAAGCUGUCUAAUUCAAACAUUUGAUAUGGUAUAACCAGGUCAUUUGCUAUACAGACACAUCCUUUUCUGCUAAUAGAUGCUCUAAAUUACAAUAUUUUCAUUCAAAACUCGGAGGAAAUGUUGCCAUUAGUUUAUCGAAUGAAACAACAAUGUUUGUUUUACUCAAACACAUGCGUAUCCAUAGUAAAAUCUGAAAAAAAAAAAAAAAAAAAAAAACGGAACAUUUCGAAGUUGUUACAGGCAGCUGUUUGUGGCACUGGGUUGUUAACUAAUGCAUAGCAUACGGGUUGCCCGUCCCUGGUAGCAAAUGGCCCCAGGGUAAGGAAGAGAAUGGUGACGUUCAGUAUGAGUUUGUAUGUGUAUGUGUGGAAAUGUGUGUGUGUGUGUGUGUGCUUGAUGGUGUAUGUACAGUAGUAUGAGAGCACUGUGUAAGUAGGAGUAAGUCCAGGCAACCCCCACAGGCACUGGUGGGUUUUUUGUUUGUUGUUGGUGCAUCUUGGGAACCAGCGUGUGCUUGUUAAAUAUGUAUGUGUCUGUAUGUAUGUAUGGAAGAGUGUUUUGCGUAAGAUGGUUCUUUCCAGCUAUUCCUCACAUGCACUGAGCCACGCAGUUGUAGUUGCAGUUGCAGAGUGGGCACUGUGGGGGGCGAUAUAGAGGGUGGGGGUUGGGUACAGCUGUGUGAUGAUGAUAAGAUAUGAACACUAGAUCCUGCGUUGACCACUCCCUCGUAUUGGAGCAAACAGCUAUAGAGCGCGUUUUAAUAUGCGACCUUGCCUCCUCCACUUGCACUUGUCUCCUCGUCCCGCCUCCUGGCCCCUCCUCCGUGGAGAAAACGAUUAAGUUUCCCAGCUGUCAGCCUAGCCACAACAACUUUCAUUCAACAUUCAACAUCCCAAUUGCAAAUGAGAAAAAGGCUCUACAAUUGAGCUUUUGCAAGAUAUUGAAAUAUAAUGCUGUUGUCAGUGAUGUCAUCAUGACAAGAAGCAAGUGGAGGAGGCAAGGUCGCAUAUUGCAACGCACUCUGAGUCAGAUCACCACCAUCUUUAAACAACAACAUAUUGCUGCCAUCAAUGGGUGACCAUGUGAGACGUGCGGUAUCCUGUAGGUGGCGCUCACAUCUGUGAGAAAUAUCAUUAUACUGGCCCAAGAUGGCGGCGCCCGGGGGUUGGGACACGUCAAAAUGCACACGGCAUCUAGUGUUUAUAUCGAUGUGUGAUGAGUACAGGGGAGAUUUUUUUGGCGGUGUGGGUUUGGCAUUCCAAGGGAACAUUGCAUUCCUUGUGAAUGUUCUCCAAACGUUUCCUGAACGUUUACGUUCGUCCUCUGCAUUGUCCAGAGUUUUUGUUUUGUUUUUUAAUUAUUAUUUUUGUUGAUGUACAUAUGCAAUGCCUUGUUUUUUUCCAUGUCUUGGUUAACUGAUCGGGGGUGCUUUUCUCGACAACAUCGUAGCUAACUAAGUUAGCAACUUACUUGGUUGCAGUGAAAUUUCCCAUUGGAAACCUAGUAAGUUGCUAACUAUUUAACAAUGAUGCUUUCAAGAAACAGGGUCCUGAUUUGAUCAGAAAACUUGUGGCUUCCUGUUUCAUUUUGGGUUUUUCCCCCAUAUUUUUUUGUGUAUUGUGCAAAUACUUGGCUGAUUACUGUACAAAAGACAGCGAAGGAGGAAAAAAAAACAAAAAUGAACGAAAAGGUGAAAAAAGAAAAAAAAACAUGCAAAGGAGAGAUAGGGGUGUUUAAGCUAGAACAAACAGAACAAAAAUGACAUUAUACUGCAUUACGUACAUUUUAAUUUCAUGUAUAAAGAUGAC